Caenorhabditis briggsae is the source of this 471-nucleotide messenger RNA. It is a transcript of the gene Cbr-grd-14, whose product is annotated as Protein CBR-GRD-14. NCBI's taxonomy places the organism in Eukaryota, Metazoa, Nematoda, Chromadorea, Rhabditida, Rhabditidae. The record is from RefSeq and is a predicted model, not a curated record. The transcript is spliced from 3 exons. The coding region runs from base 1 to 471 and encodes 156 amino acids.
AUGAAGCUUCUUCUUGUGCUUGCCAUCUCCGCCGCCACCGUCUUCGCUGCCUACGACGACCUGCCAAAGCCAGCCGAUCCAUAUGAGCCACCAGGUUACGAGCCAGAGCCAGAUAAGCCAUGCCCAGACAAGUACGUCAAGAUCAUCAACGAUCUUCGUGCCGAGCUUGGAAAGGACGUCUCCAGCAUCAAGUUCACCAACACCUUGGGAUCCCGCGUCCAGAAGGCUUUCGGAUCUGCUCAUGAGGUUAUGAUGGCUCCAAGUGCUCCAACCCUCAAGACCAACUUUAAUGGAACCAUCUGCCGUCAAGCUGCCGAUGACGGAAACCACUACGUUGUCUACCCAUCUCCAGGACAGUACGACCUCAACAACCUCGCCCAGGAAGAGUACUUCGAGAAGUUCGCCGAGUUCGCCGCUCUUGGAAAGAACGCCAACAUCGCCGACCUUCCAAAGGAUCCACGCUCCAUCUAA